CCAAACUCUGAGAAUCAUCCAUGGCAAAACCCAAGAUGGUACCAUACGAGGAGACUCGCAGGGAGAGAAUAGAGGAAAACAGAAAGAGAAUGGAGGCUCUCAACCUCCCUCAGCUUUCUAUGGCUCUCAAAACUUCUUCCUCUCCCAAACCCUCCCCUAUGAAGCGAACCCCAAAGCCAAAGGGCGAGAAGCAGAUGGUUGUGGUGAGGAGGUCCUCUCGAGUCGCAAAGCUACCGGAGCAACCUUCCUACAAAGAAAUGGAUGUUGUUGAGAAAGUGAUGAUACCGAGAAGGUGUACGGGUUCUACUUCUAAGCAUAGGGAUCUGUCGAAUCGGGUGUAUGCUGAUUAUGAAGAUAGAAUGGUUGCACUGGCGAAAGCUGAGAAAUUGGAGGCUGAAUUGGGGUCUGAUUUCCCUAUCCUUGUGAAAUCAAUGCUCCAAUCACAUGUCAGUGGUGGAUUCUGGCUGGGUCUACAAGUCCAGUUCUGCAGGGAUUAUCUUUCAAAGAAUGAUGAAGUUAUGACAUUGGUAGAUGAAGAAGGUGAGGAGUAUAAGACUAUUUACUUGGCCCGGAAGACAGGACUAAGUGGUGGAUGGAAAGGGUUUGCAGUAGCUCAUGACUUGGUGGAUGGGGAUGCAGUGGUCUAUCAACUAAUCAAGCCUACAACAAUGAAGGUGUACAUUAUUAGGGUGGAAAGAAAGGCCUGA
Molecule: messenger RNA, 707 nt
Organism: Argentina anserina (silverweed cinquefoil)
Lineage: Eukaryota; Viridiplantae; Streptophyta; Magnoliopsida; Rosales; Rosaceae
Product: B3 domain-containing protein At5g42700-like
Exons: 5
Coding region: 21-707 (228 amino acids)
Molecular function (GO): DNA binding
Source: RefSeq, a predicted model, not a curated record